This is a messenger RNA of Acinonyx jubatus (cheetah), 2848 nucleotides long. It is a transcript of the gene ADCK5, whose product is annotated as aarF domain containing kinase 5. The transcript has 15 exons. NCBI's taxonomy places the organism in Eukaryota, Metazoa, Chordata, Mammalia, Carnivora, Felidae. The record is from RefSeq and is a predicted model, not a curated record. The coding region runs from base 1082 to 2659 and encodes 525 amino acids.
GACACUUCCUCCCCGCCCCGGGACCGUCGCUUCCACCUGUCAGGGUCCCUCCCCCCACACCCCCCCCUCCCCGGGACCCUGACCCCCUGCCCGGCAGGGGCCCCCAGGGCUCUCGGGGGCGUCCUUCACAUCUCUCAGAGUCCCUGUUCCUCAGGGUAGAAGCCCCUAGGCUGUGUUGGGAGAUGCUGGGUACCACCUAGGAGCCCGAGCCCACCGCAGAGCCCUCUCCUCUCGCCGGAAGCACGUGUGCUGGGUUAGGGACCCGCCUCGGAGACAACCUCUAAACCGUAUCCCCUCGUGGACACCGCUGUCCAGAGACACCUUUUCCCAGGGCAGUCUGCCCUGGCUUCCUGGACUGAUGGACACCCUUCCUACCCCUCACUGCUUCAUCUCUGCCAGAAUCCCAGACCGGAGUCCCCGUCUUUCCUUCUGCCUGCUCCCCUGGGAACCCUGCCCCUGGCCACCAAGCCACCUGAGACCGUCCUGAGCUGACGCCUGCCCCCGGCUUGUGAGGAGAUGAGAGGACUCUGGGGAGUGUGGGGGCCGCGGUGUCUCCGGUGGGCUGACAGCGGCCCUGGCUCAGAGGCGGUCUGUCCCCCACCCCCACCCAGACUUCCGCCUGGCCCUCGGCUGUCCUGCCAUCGCGGUGCUACUCGAGUUCUGUCUUGGUUGGGCCUCCCCUUGUGUUGUAUCUGCAGUUAGGACGGGCACCGUUUAAACCGGCUCUCACGAUCACUGACCCAGGUCCUAGCCACGGCCUCCCCAGGGAUCUGGGCUUUUCGUCAGAGGGCUUAGAGCUGAAGACACCUUCACCUUGGAGCUUUGCGCAGAGCUUGUGUUCGUCCAGUGAGCCUAGCCGAGUCGGCGUCGUGCCUUGCCAGGAGCAGCUGCCCUGCACAGGCGUUGUAGUCUGAGGUGGAACAGGGCCCAGCUCUGCCGCGUCCACUCUGCCCUGCUGCGCAGCGGGCAGGAGCCCUGCCCGUCCCCUGCCACCUUCUUCAGGAGAAGCCUCGGGGUCCUGCCUGCAAGGUGGUCCCCGAGACCCCGGCCCCUGUGGAGGAAGGCGCUGUCUGCCACGGUGAUGGGGGUACCCCUGCUUCUUGGGAUCCGCUAUUUCACCGCAGAGCCUCAGGAGAAGAGAAGGAUGAGGCUUGUGGUGGACGGUGUCGGGCGCUUCAGCAGGUCUCUGAGGGUCGGCCUCCAGAUCUCCCUGGACUACUGGUGGUGUGUAAACGUCGUCCUGCGAGGGGUGGAAGAGAACAGCCCGGGGUACUUGGAGGUGAUGUCUGCAUGUCACCAGCGGGCGGCUGACGCGCUGGUGGCCGGGGCCAUCAGCAACGGGGGCCUCUACGUGAAGCUGGGCCAGGGGCUGUGCUCCUUCAACCACCUGCUGCCCCCGGAGUAUAUCAGGACCCUGCGUGUGCUGGAGGACAGGGCCCUCACCCGUGGCUUCCGGGAGGUGGACGAGCUGUUCCUUGAAGACUUCCAGGCCCUACCCCACAAGCUCUUCCAGGAGUUUGACUACCAGCCGAUCGCUGCUGCGAGCCUGGCCCAGGUGCACCGAGCCAAGCUGCACGACGGCACGGCCGUGGCUGUGAAGGUGCAGUACAUCGAUCUGCGGGACCGCUUUGAUGGCGACAUCCACACUCUGGAGCUCCUGCUCCAGCUCAUCGAGUUCAUGCACCCCAGCUUCGGCUUCAGCUGGGUCCUCCAGGACCUGAAGGGCACCCUGGCCCAGGAGCUGGACUUCGAGAACGAGGGCCGAAACGCUGAGCGCUGUGCACAGGAGCUGCAGCACUUCCGCUAUAUCGUGGUCCCCCGCGUGUACUGGGACACGUCCAGCAAGCGUGUGCUGACAGCUGAAUUCUGUGAAGGCUGCAAGGUCAACGAUGUGGAGGCCAUCAAGACCAUGGGGCUGGCAGUGAAGGACAUAGCAGAGAAGCUCAUUCAGACUUUUGCUGAGCAGAUAUUUUACACAGGCUUCAUCCACUCUGACCCCCACCCUGGCAAUGUUCUGGUGCGGAAAGGCCCAGAUGGGAAGGCACAGCUGGUGCUGCUGGACCAUGGGCUCUACCAGUUUCUGGAUGAGAAGGACCGGGCAGCCCUGUGCCAGCUGUGGCGGGCCAUCAUCCUGAGGGACGAUGCGGCAAUGAAGACACACGCAGCCGCACUUGGGGUGCAAGACUAUAUCCUCUUCUCCGAGAUGCUCAUGCAGCGGCCCGUGCGCCUGGGGCAGCUGUGGCGCUCGCACCUGCUGAGCCGCGAGGAGGCAGCCUACAUGCAGGCCAUGGCGCGAGAGCACUUCGCGGACAUCGUGCGGGUGCUCAAGGCCCUGCCGCGGUCCAUGCUGCUCGUGCUGCGCAACAUCAACACCGUGCGCGCCAUCACCACCACCCUGGGCGCCCCCGUUGACCGCUACUUCCUCAUGGCCAAGAGUGCGGUCAGGGGCUGGAGCCGCCUGGCGGGUGUGGCAUACCAGAGCAUCUACGGUGCCAGCCUCCUGCGCCACAUCAAGGUCAUCUGGGAGACAUUCAAAUUUGAAGUGGCCCUAAGGGUGGAGACCCUAUCGAUGCGGCUCACUGCCCUCCUGGUUCGGCUGUUGUUCCAGCUGGGCCUCCUGCCGGAGACCCAGGAGCUCUCCCAGUACCUGGAGACCUAGGGAGCCCCAGGGACAGCAGACCUCAGAGCUCACCCAGCGUCCAAGCAACAGAUCAGGGUUGAAGGCACACGUGCCCCAAGACCGGGGGCGCCGAGGCAGCGGUGGCCUGGAGCGGGUGUGGGGGACAACACGGGGCUGUGGCCACAGCCCAGCCGGGAGACCCUGUAAUGACCACAAACUCUCUUCAAA